Rana temporaria (common frog) is the source of this 4125-nucleotide messenger RNA. It is a transcript of the gene POP1, whose product is annotated as POP1 homolog, ribonuclease P/MRP subunit. Lineage: Eukaryota; Metazoa; Chordata; Amphibia; Anura; Ranidae. The record is from RefSeq and is a predicted model, not a curated record. Bases 146 to 3208 code for a protein of 1020 amino acids. Gene Ontology annotation, cellular component: nucleolar ribonuclease P complex; ribonuclease MRP complex. The transcript is spliced from 16 exons. Gene Ontology annotation, biological process: tRNA 5'-leader removal.
CAAUCAACUUACUCGCAGCAGUUCUAGAGAGAGGCGUGGAACGCAUGGUGGCUCUCCCACGUGUGGGUUGUAUAGUGAGGUCCUGGCUGUUCCGGGUGAGAAGACAGGAGAGGAGUAGCGGCGCUAGGCCUGUAUUUCAUCCACAAUGUCUAAUGCAAAAGAAAAAAAAUAUGCCAGACGGAUGAGAAAUCAGCCCUCCAACGUGAGCUUCGAUCAGGGUGAUCGGACACCCCAGGGUUAUGGACGGGGAUGUUUUCCACAACAAAGAGGCGGCACCUCUGGGCAGCAGCAGAGAGGUCCACACCACUCCCAGGGACCCCACACUGGAGGAGGCCGAGGAAGAGGGGACUUCAAUGAAGGACCUCAGAUCCCUAAAUAUAUUACAGCAUCAAUGUUUGCUCAGGCCAGAGCAGCAGAAAUAAAUGCCAUGGUGAAGGCCGUGUCUCAGAAAUCUUCCAACUCUUUGGUGUUUCAGUCUUUGCCCAGGCACAUGCGGCGACGCUCCAUGGGGCAUGACAUUAAGCGGUUACCCAGAAGGCUGCGGGAGAUUGCUAAGAGAGAGAUGGAGAAAACGGUGCACCAGAAGAAAGAACAAUCUAAGAGCAAGUGUCGCAAAGCUCGGAGGCGCCACGGGAACCUUCAGUUGGAGUUUAAUCGCAGGCAGAGGAAGAACAUGUGGCUGGAAACUCACAUUUGGUUCACAAAGCGCUUCCACAUGGUGAAGAAAUGGGGCUAUUGCUUAGCAGAACGGCCUACAAUGAAGAGCUACAGAGCCUGUUACCGAGCCAUGUCCAAUCACUGCCUUCUUCAGGACUUAUCUUACCUCUGCUGUGUUGAAGUAACAGGCAAAGAGGAGGAACUACUGAAGGCCCUGUCAAGGCUUUGCAGCAUAGAGACAGGUCCAACUUUUGCGGCUGUGCCGUGUCUGUCUGGGAGGAGGCAGGGCUCUCUGGUUCUAUACAAAGCUGAUAAAUACCCUGAUGAAGCUUUGGGACCUGUUGACUUCAUCUGGAAACCCAAAUCUACCCCAGAGUCAUGUGGGCUGAGGCAGCUGUGGGUAUGGAUGCAUCCUGCCCUGAAACAGGACAUAUUGAAGGAACUGAGACUUGUGUGUGUAUGUGAGGACAGGCCAGAUAAUGCUGUGUACACGCCAGCACUGCCAGCUGAUCCUCCCCAGGAGGAGAAACCAGCAACUGUGAAAAAAGCGGGCAAGAAGAGGAAGAUGCAGGAUAAAGAAGGGGAGAAAGCUGUGCCGGUAAAAAAGAUAAUUGGUGAUGGAACAAGAGACUGUCCUGACCCAUACCAAUGGACAUCCACCCAAACUUCUAUCACAAUUCGGGACCUGACUAUGGAAAUAGUGCGGUAUCGCCUUGUUGGCCCCCUCUCUAACUGUGUACUCAAUGAUGCUCUGCAUCCAGCCCCUGUCCACAAGAAAACUGAAGAUCGGGGACCCCACAGUUGGUGGGAAGACUACAGUCAAAAUUCAGAUAAUAAUCUCCUUCAUGACCAGCAGAGCUCCCUCUUCCAUUUACUGCAAGGAAUAACCUCACCAGCACAGAUUCCACCAGGAACUGUUUUGGGUCUCACAGUUGGAGAUCCAAGAGUCAAUUUACCUAAGAAGAGGACCAAAUCUGUGCCAAAUCUCCAGCAGUAUGAAGAGUUGUCUGUUGAUGGACGGAUAUGUCUGCUUUCUCUUGACUCAGCAGAUGGAGAAAAAGUGAGGUCACUGAUGGUGAAUGGCGUCCCAGUGGAAUGUUCGCAAAGUCUCAUCUGGUCUUCUGAUAUUCGCUCUCAAGUAACGGACAAUAAAAUAACAGAACAGGAAGUCAACCGUUUGAGGAGUGAGCUUCUGGUACCUGGUUCACAGCUGGAUCUUGGCAAUAAGGAAUCUAAGAUUCCCAUUCUAUUAAUUCAGCACCCUGGUAAAGCCAAAGGCAGAGAUCAGCUAGGAUGGGGCAGCGGCUGGGACAUCUGCCUACCGAAAGGCUGGGGCAUGGCUUUCUGGAUCCCUCUGAUUUACAGAGGUGUCCGAGUUGGAGGUUUACAGCAAGCUUUGCAACACUUCCAGUAUAUGGGGUCACCGCAUGUUCCUGGGGACUUCCCUGACAGCCUGGCUGGGGCUCAGUCUGCCCUGGAGAAAGAGGCUCAGCUGCUGGAAAAAUUCACCAAGCGCCCACCUGCAAAGAGAACAAACUUUAUUAAAAAUGGUAUUCUGGCUCCAUUUCUGUGCCCCUGGGAACAGCUGACCAGAGAGUGGGAGAUGCGGGCUGGGGCAGAGCUAGACAGAUCUGUACAGGAAGAGGAGGAAUCUGGAACUGGGGCAGAGCUGGACGGAUCUGUACAGGAAGAGGAGGAAUCUGAAACUGGGGCAGAGCUGAACGGAUCUGUACAGGACGAGGACCAUGGAACUGAAGCUGGGGCAGAGCUGGACGGAUCUGUACAGGAGGAGGACCAAGGAAGUGAAGAGCGGCUGCAUCAUCCCAAAGAGAUAAACCUGGAAUCUGGUUCCAUUGUCGGCACUGAACAAAACCUUGGUGAGGAGGUCGGCCCAAAGGAAGCACAAGGUUUCUCUGUGUUAAGAAAUAAAAAGGUGUUGAAAAUGCUGUCUGCCUGGUUUGAUCCGUAUGCUAGGAAUACCAGUCAUACCUCAUCUCCAGAACUGUCGAGUCUGGUGAAUCCCAUCCUAAGAGACUCCCCAAGGGCAUUGGUGUGGGUCAGACUGGCAAUGGUGACAAAGGGAAGCCCAGAGUUGCAUUCACUGAUUUGCAUUCCAGCUCAGGAAGAUUUCGUCCAGCUGAGAAAAGACAAGUUGUUUGCAGGCCCCCAGGAGCCCAAGCACAGUGACCCUUUUAAGAAUAAAAUCGUGAAGCAAAAGAAGGAGCGGAAAAGGCAGAAGUCCAUGUCUAAGCACGAUGGCUCUGAGAAGAUGGAGAUCAAUACAGAUCUCGCAGUCAGUGACCAACUGACACUGGGGUUGUGGCCUAGUCCUAUACCGAAGGUGACCACACACUGCAACAGGCUCCUAUUUGGCUUUGUUACUCAUGGUGACUUCUCCAUGGCUGCAGGAUGUGGUGGGGCCUUGGGGUUUGUUAGCCUAACAGGUCUGUUGCACUUGUUACAGCAAACUAGUGACAAGAUUGGUAUUGUGUUGCUUAGAAACCCAUCCUCUCUUCAGUACAGGUUUGCAAAGCUGAUCAUUGAUGCCUAAAAAUAAGAGUGUUUCCCUAAACUUUCAAAUAGAAGUGGAUCCAAGGCAAUGAUUGGAGCCAGAUUUCAAUAAGUGCUACUACAGUAUAAAAUUGAUUCAGAAGUUUAUCAAUGAAAGGGAUCAUCCUAAAAUAAUUUAUAUUUAUAAAUGGAAUGGAGGCCGGUGAGUGCUACCCAUUGACUACCAGUGAUAAGCUCAGGCAUGUUCGCACACAAGUUCAAUCCUGUCUGAGCUAUCUUGCCAAAAAGCUUUCAAGCCGACAGCCAAUCCAUAGGCGGCGGAGUAACUCCCAGCCUCAUGUAUACAUGCCCCUUGCAUAUAUUCUGCAUGGGGAAUGCCUCUGCCUCCUAAGAUUGACUGUUGGCUUUGAUGGGUCAGGUGGGUUUGAACUGAUAUCCAAACACUCCUGAGCUCAUCCCUGUUGACUGCUUAUAGAAUAUUUCUUUGGGAUUCCACCUUAGUUUCUGUCUCGGUUUUGAGUGAACUGACCCUUUACCACUUACAGAAAUUUGGGAAUUUCCAUUGCUGAUGCCUUAAAGCAGCCCUACUGAUCCCGUGACCACAUUGCUUUCUGAGUUACUGACCUGGGACAAACGUGGAUUAUGAAUUCUGACUUUCCUCUUCACUUGACACAAGCUUGUUCCAGGCCAAGGACUCCUAAACUCUAAAGCAGCGUUUCUCAACUCCAGACCCCAAGACUCCCCAACAGGUCAUGUUUUCAGGCUUGCCAUCAUUUUGUACAGUUUCAAUGCCUUAGUAAUUGCUACAGCCAUUUUAUCGGAGGGAAAUCCUGAAAACAUGACCUAUUGGGGCGCCUUGAGGACUAGAGUUGAGAAACACUGGUCCAAAGCCACAGCCAGACAAGGUGCCCAGACCUUUUCAAAAAUGUCUUCCUUUAUAUUUAUAAAAAAAAAAAA